Haliotis rubra (blacklip abalone) is the source of this 1005-nucleotide messenger RNA. Its product is annotated as venom serine protease-like. The record is from RefSeq and is a predicted model, not a curated record. Gene Ontology annotation, biological process: proteolysis. The transcript has 6 exons. Lineage: Eukaryota; Metazoa; Mollusca; Gastropoda; Lepetellida; Haliotidae. Bases 51 to 599 code for a protein of 182 amino acids. Gene Ontology annotation, molecular function: serine-type endopeptidase activity.
AACACAUGGUCGUCUUUUCAGAUCUUCAUUAGUGGUUGACAGUAGACGAAAUGUUGGCUCUUUUGACAACUGUUGGGUGCUUUCUGAUCAUAUCCGCGCAGGUACAAGAACCGUGUGGCUACGAUGCCCUUCCCCGACCCUCCUACCUUCAAGGGCGUAUUCUGAACGCUCCUAUUGCCGGGGUCUGCGACUGGCCGUGGAUGGUGGCUGUUCGGGAGAACGCCUUCCCAAAUCUUCGCCUGUGUUCGGGGGUUCUCAUUGGGACGGAUAAGGUUAUUACGACAGCUUCCUGCAUUAUGAGAUUGAACAACUCGCCGGCGUCACCUCUACAGGUAAUUGCAGGUGAACAUGACAUCACAGCGGACUACGAGAACCUCAACGGACGCAACAACGACACCAUCGUUCUGGUCAGAAGUGUCGUUACACACCCACAGUUCCUUGGAAAAGACAACGACAUCGCUGUAGUACGGCUGCAGGAGCCAGUGACGUACGGGGACUGCGUGCUGCCCGCCUGUCUCCCCACAUCCCGGGCCCCCCGGGGACUGUGGUCAGCAGCUGGUGGAGAAGUGUGCAUACGCCGGCUGGGGGUUAUAUACUGACCGUAACUUCUUACGUUCUGCCAAGCUACGAGCAGCAUGGGGGAAGUACUACUACCAGGAACUGUGUUCCACCAUCUUCCGGCUGGGUCGCAACAACCUUAACCCUGCCAACACCGUCUGUGUAGACCCCACAAACAAGGACCAGAGACCAUGUCAGGGUGAUGAGGGUGGAAUGGUGGCUUGUGCUGAAAGAGGAAGGUGGAUUCUGGAGUCCCUUAUCAACGUGCCCAGCUGUCAAGACACGUAUCCCACUUUAGGCGUCGAUCUGCGCGCUCCCACCAUCAUCAACUUCAUAAACUCAAACUGAAACAUUGCCCUAUACAAGAGGAACCAUCUGCUAAUCAGCGCCGAAGCUGCACCUUAAAUAUGUAUAUACUUGGUCAUGUAAUAAAUAUGUCGAUGGAAA